This is a messenger RNA of Spodoptera littoralis (African cotton leafworm), 930 nucleotides long. Lineage: Eukaryota; Metazoa; Arthropoda; Insecta; Lepidoptera; Noctuidae. The record is from the annotation of a GenBank genome assembly.
AUGUAUGGCAUAUAUUCUAAACACGGCAACGCGACCACAUCAAGCGAAACAUCGGUGGGGACGAACACGGCAACCGCAGCGGCGACGUCAGCGGGACCCAGCAAGGGGCCGCCGCCCGCCGCCAAGUUCCGUCACGGUCUGCUGCAGCUCAUGAUACACACCAUCGAUCCCAUGCAUGACGGCAAAGUGGAUGAGAAGGCGACACAGUUGCACGCGAUAGCUUCCUUAAAGGUGUUGCUGGAGGCGACACGGCCGACAGCUGGUGGUGCUGGUGCAGCCGCUGCGAGACAUUCUGCAGCGGCCGCGCAAGCCAAGGAGACACCGCUAGACCUGCCCAACGGUGGGAUUGCGGACGUCCAGUUAGAUGCUAUAGAAGAGAUUGGAGACCUGGAGGAGGACACGACGCCGUUGGACAUGUCGUGGCCCACAGGGUUCCGCAAGCGAGUAACUUACUUGUUAGUCGCACCCAUUGUCUUCCCACUCUGGAUGACCCUACCAGAUACAAGAACACCGAAAGGGAAAAGAUUUUUCCCGGUAACAUUUAUAGGGUCUAUAGUUUGGAUAGCUUUCUUUUCGUACUUGAUGGUAUGGUGGGCGAAUGUAGCGGGGGCGACGGCCCAUGUGCCUCCUGAGGUGAUGGGACUGACACUCCUGGCUGCUGGAACAUCGGUUCCUGACCUCAUCACGCUACCUCUUCCAUGGCUCCUGUACGGUCUGAUCAACGGCGAGCCAGUCCAAGUCAACUCUAAAGGCAUGGUCUGCAGCAUAGUGCUGCUCUUUGCCAUGCUGCUGUUCGUCAUCCUCAGCAUCGCCUGCUUCAGGUGGAAGAUGAACAAGGGUCUAGGGUUCACCAUGUUCCUUCUCUAUUUCGUCUUCGUGGGAGUCAGUCUCGGCCUCGAAUACGGCUACCUCCACUGUCCGAGCGAAUAG